AUGCGCGUUCCCCGAGUAGGACUCGGGAUCUCGGGCGGGAUCGACUCGGCCGUUUCGGCGUAUCUGUUGAAAAAGAAGGGAUAUGACGUUGUUGCCGUGAAUAUGAUCAACUGGGACCCACGCGAAGAGGGCACCUCCCACUGCGAUCGAAGCCACGACGAGGCGGUAGCCAAAAGAGCCUGCCAGCACCUCGAUAUCCCCUUCCAUUCCGUCAAUUUCGUGCAGCAGUACUGGAAUCAAGUGUUUAGCCAAAUGGUCGACAACUAUCGCCUCGGCCGCACGGUCGUCCCGGAUAUCGCCUGCAAUCGGCACAUCAAAUUCGAUCAUUUUCACAAGUUUUGCAGAGAGACCCUCAACGCCGACUACAUCGCCACCGGCCACUACGCCAGUACUUCAAGGGAAGAGCUGGGCGACCUUGCGGAGAUUCCUGAAGACCAAAAAGUCGAUCUACUCCAAGCCAAGGAUCCGCUGAAGGACCAGACGUUCUUUCUGUGUACUCUUGACCAAGCCCAACUACGACGAUCGUUAUUCCCGCUGCGAAAUAUCACGAAAAAUGAGGUUUACGAAAUUGCGAGAAGAGAGGGGCUGAACGAGGUGGCCGAGAAAAAGGAGGGAAACUUGCAGAAA
Molecule: messenger RNA, 627 nt
Organism: Mesorhabditis spiculigera
Lineage: Eukaryota; Metazoa; Nematoda; Chromadorea; Rhabditida; Rhabditidae
Source: the annotation of a GenBank genome assembly